UGCAGCUGCUGUACAUCACACACACACACGUGUUUGUUCAUUAUCUGUUCUGUUUGUUUCAGGACUGUUUUCAAGACGCGUUCGAUCGCAUCCCAGUGGCGUCUAAGAUGGACCUGCGCACGUCUAUAGAGGAGUGCACCAUGGCCCUCAACCUCGUCCUCAACAACAAGUUCUCUGAAGCCCUGGAUCUCCUCAAACCCUGGUCUAAGGACAGCAUGUAUCACGCGCUGGGCUACAGCAGUAUUAUGGCCAUGCAGGCCACCAUGACCUUCGAGCACAAAGACAUCCAGACCGGAAUGGCGACCAUCAAAGAUGCCUUACAGACCUGCCAGAGGUUCAGGAAGAGAAACUCAGUGGUCGGGUCCAUUUCCAGCCUGCUGUCCAAACAGCCGUCAGACAGCCUGAGAGACGAGGAGAUGCAUGCGGAGAUCUGCUACGCUGAGUGUUUGCUGCAGAAAGCCACACUAACAUUUGUACAGGAUGAAAACAUGAUCAGUUUUAUUAAAGGAGGAAUCAAAGUACGCACAAGUUAUCAAAUUUACAAGGACUGCCAGAGUGUGUCGAACAUGCCUCAGGGAGUGGGCGGAGACCGCGAGGCCUUCAGACAGUUUGAGGGCGGAGUCAAGCUGGGGAUUGGCUCCUUCAACCUGAUGCUGUCUUUACUGCCGGCACGAAUCCUUCGACUGCUGGAGUUCAUCGGCUUCUCAGGGAACCGAGAGUUCGGUCUGUCUCAGCUGCGGGACGGCGCCGCUGGUCACAGUCUCAGAUCGAUCCUGUGUGUGCUGACGCUGCUCUUCUACAACACUUACGUCUCUCUGAUACUCGGCACUGGGGAGGGAAACCUGGUGGAGGCCGAAGCUCUGCUGGAGCCGUACAUAGAGAGAUUUCCUCGAGGCUCCAUCAUCCUGUUUUACUCCGCUCGGAUCGCCCUACUGAGGGGAAACUUCGAGAAGGCGGUGGUGAAGUUCCAGGAGUGUAUCGCGACGCAGCAGCAGUGGCGUCAGGUGCAUCAUCUGUGUUACUGGGAGCUGAUGUGGUGCCACUCCUUCCAGCAACAGUGGACCGAUGCGUACCGAUACGCUGAUCUACUGUGCAGAGAGAGCCGCUGGUCUAAGGCCAUCUACGUGUAUCAGAAAGCUGCUAUUCUGAGCAUGAUGUCGGAGGAGGAGGUGAAGGUGACCGGAGAGAGCAUCGUGGAUCUGUUCAGGCAGGUGGAGGGACUGAAGCAGCGUUUGGCCGGGAAGUCCAUCCCUACGGAAAAGUUUGCCGUGAGGAAAUCCCGGAGAUACUCGGCGGCCGUGCCUGUCAAGCUGGUGAUUCCUGCGCUGGAAAUGAUGUACGUGUGGAACGGCUUCACCAUCGUUGGGAAACGAGCGGAUUAUACAGAGAGUUUACUGGUGACCAUCGAGCGAGCGGAGGAGCAGCUGCGCAACGAUCCCAACCCGUCUGAGUUUCACCCUGAUGACCAGUGUCUGGUGCAGAUGUUAAAGGGUUUGUGUUUGAAACAUUUGGGCAGAUUACUGCAGGCCGAACUGUGCUUCACACAGGUGAUCAGCAGUGAGAAACGCAUCCGUUACGAUCACUAUCUGAUCCCCUUCAGCCUGUUUGAGCUGGGUUUACUCUACAAGCAACAGGGCGAUUACAUCAAGGCCACGCGCUUCAUCGAGGAAGCCAAGUUGAAUUAUAAAGAUUAUUCGAUGGAGUCGCGACUUCACUUCCGCAUCCACGCGGCUCUCAGCAGUCUGAAGGGUUCUCCCACGAACUCCCCGUGAUGAAGGACGAUCCGCACCAGCGUGACAUGAAGAGACAAGCACAUCACGAGCAGCUGUAGCCACAUGUAGAGAAGCGCUUCACAGAACAUCUCCAGCCAAAGCCACUGUUCUGACAUCAUCACUAUCAUACGUGUUCCUCAUAGUCUGCCUCGUUAAAUACAGUCUACGUUUGAUCAGCCAAUCAAACGGCUGAACGAUCAGACAGCAGCGGCUUUAAUGAAUGUAACGUUUUACUUUAAAGACCAAAUAUGUGUGUGUCCGCUUGUGUGUCUUUCAGUGUGUGCCUCUGUGUGUGUGUGUGUGUUUCACCAUGUGUCUUUACA
Rhinichthys klamathensis goyatoka is the source of this 2095-nucleotide messenger RNA. Its product is annotated as tetratricopeptide repeat protein 39B. The record is from RefSeq and is a predicted model, not a curated record. The transcript has 18 exons. NCBI's taxonomy places the organism in Eukaryota, Metazoa, Chordata, Actinopteri, Cypriniformes, Leuciscidae. Bases 108 to 1772 code for a protein of 554 amino acids. Gene Ontology annotation, molecular function: protein binding.